CUCGACUUCACUUCUCUCCAUCUUGGAUCGUAACCUGUGCGAGUCUAGGACCACUGCGGAGUCACCCUUCUCCUCUCUUUCUUUUUGAGAUAUACUUUCCUUUAUAUCAAUCGAGAUAUUGAAAAUGGCCUCCCUCGCCCGCCAGUCCCCCCUGCUGCGGCUGUCCGCUGCCCGCCCGCUGGCGAUCCGGCCGGCCGGUGCGUCGCAGAUGGUUGGAUUCCAUGCUUCUGCGAAGAAGCAGAUUCUGCCUCCUUUGCCUCAAACCAUGGAUGGAACUGUGAACGACCCUGCUCCCAUCCCCGAGCCUCACCCCUCCGAAGGCAGCUACCACUGGACCUUUGAGCGUCUGGUCGCCCUCGGCCUCGUCCCCCUGUGCGUCGCCCCCUUCGCAGCCGGCUCCCUCAACCCCGUCAUGGACGCCGUCCUCUGCUCCGGUCUGAUCCUGCACUCGCACAUCGGCUUCCAGGCCUCCAUCAUCGACUACUUCCCCACCCGUCGCGUGCCCAAGACGCACGCCGCCUGCAACUGGCUGCUGCGCGCCUUCACCCUCGGCACCGCCGUUGGGCUGUAUGAGUUUGAGACGAACGAUGUGGGCUUGACGGAGGCUAUCCGGAGAGUGUGGACGGCGUAAAAAUUACCCUUUUUUUGAUUUGACUGUUUGGUGUUGUUUUUUUUUCAUUCUCUCAUUGAGAUUUCUUCUGUCUAUGUGUAUAUGUUUUAGGUCAGUUGAGAACUGUUCUUAUCUCUUAUAUGUGCCUGUCUGUAUGUAUGUGUAUGUAAGGUAUGCAUACAUGCAUGCAUAAUACGUAGGUAUAGA
Molecule: messenger RNA, 817 nt
Organism: Aspergillus candidus
Lineage: Eukaryota; Fungi; Ascomycota; Eurotiomycetes; Eurotiales; Aspergillaceae
Product: CybS family protein
Exons: 4
Coding region: 125-631 (168 amino acids)
Biological process (GO): tricarboxylic acid cycle; mitochondrial electron transport, succinate to ubiquinone
Cellular component (GO): membrane; mitochondrial envelope
Molecular function (GO): heme binding; ubiquinone binding
Source: RefSeq, a predicted model, not a curated record